AUGGCAACCGAUCCGGGUCCAAAACUAACUGACGCAUUAAAAGAAAUAAAGAACAAAAUGUCGUAUAAAAAUGUAAUAUUACACAGUGGUAAAGUUUCUAAAAUAAAUUCUGCACAAUUUUACAAAAGCCUAGCUAAUAAUUUAAAAUCUCGAAUGAUGACUUCCAGUUCAUCAAAUGUCAGUCGUAAUGAAAAAAAUCGCCAAGACAAUGACAAAACGUUUAAAAACUUACUUGAUAAUAUUGAAAAAUUGAAUCCAAAAAAUUGGCCACUUUCGAAUGAUGGCCAAAUAGAAAACAUACAAUUUGGUGACUAUAAUAUUCGUAAUUUAUGUCAACAAUUUCAAAUUGAUUAA
Molecule: messenger RNA, 354 nt
Organism: Macrosiphum euphorbiae (potato aphid)
Lineage: Eukaryota; Metazoa; Arthropoda; Insecta; Hemiptera; Aphididae
Source: the annotation of a GenBank genome assembly